Messenger RNA from Phycomyces blakesleeanus NRRL 1555(-), 915 nucleotides. RefSeq lists its product as hypothetical. The transcript is spliced from 3 exons. Bases 1 to 915 code for a protein of 304 amino acids. The record is from RefSeq and is a predicted model, not a curated record. Lineage: Eukaryota; Fungi; Mucoromycota; Mucoromycetes; Mucorales; Phycomycetaceae.
AUGUAUAUCUUGAAAGGUAUACAAAAAUGCUAUGAGAUAUUGUACACAAACAUCAGCAGCAAUGUAGUCAAUGCAGGGUUUACUCAAGCAACGAUGACUAUUCUAUUAGUACUUAUUUAUUUGUUCUUUAGCCUCCAAACGGUUUUGGCUGCUAUUAGCGGUGGUAAUACCACCACGUUUGAUCCAACACCAGAAGUUGACUCGGUUGAUGAAAUCAAUCCUGCGUCUUCAAAUUAUACAGCUGGCGAUGAUUCUACUGACGGAACAACUAUCAGUCCAAUAGACAUAACAGAUAUUAUUUCAAGCAAUGGUGGUAUCCACGCGGUUCAAGGCCGCCAAGCGAUUGCUCGAGUGAUUGUAGACAGAAAUACUACAGCUGUAGUACUCUUUGAGCAAGAUGGAGACUCUGUAAAAUAUGACUUAUUCGUUGUCCUGUCGGGAUCAUCAGAUGGAUGUAUUUCUUGGGACGCUGCUAUUGCCCCGACUCUCAAUCCUGGCAGCAACGAAUGCCCUAUCUUUACAGAUACCACCUGCCUGAAGACAUUAAAGCCCGAUAUUUGUGCAGCUGGACCUUUUGGAUUUGGCGAAUGUGGAACAGGUCAAGGAAAAGCAGGCAUUAAGCUUGGGAAACAUGAAGUCCACAGUAAUACCCCGAUCUAUUCUGGCCGAACAAACAUGUUUAACUUGUUAGACAAUGAUCCAUAUACAGUCAUUGGACGGUCCGUGAUGAUAGCUUUUACGCCCCAUCCAGGUGCAAAGCAGCGCAUAUCAUGUGGAAUAACUCAACUUGGAGAAGGUGAAGUAAACAACUUCUUCCCGUUUCCUGAUUCUAGCGGUAGUCGCAAACAUACAAGCCUAUCCGAAAUCUUUAGCAUCUUACUUUUGGUGGCCGCAUUUUACUUUGUUUAUGUUUAA